Messenger RNA from Arachis stenosperma, 990 nucleotides. RefSeq lists its product as uncharacterized. Bases 1 to 990 code for a protein of 329 amino acids. The record is from RefSeq and is a predicted model, not a curated record. The transcript has 2 exons. Lineage: Eukaryota; Viridiplantae; Streptophyta; Magnoliopsida; Fabales; Fabaceae.
AUGGAGGGAACUGCAAAUUUGGUGGUGUAUCGCAAUGGUGAGAUAAUACGUAAUACUCAUGAGGGAGUGAGGUUUGUGUCCCAGAAUCCAUUUUCGUUUGUGGUUCCAUGUACAAUGACAUUAAUGGAGCUGCAGAACGGCCUCUGUCAAAGCAUGGAGAAUGGUACGUUAAUGAGAGUGAGCAGAAUUCUGUACCGAAAUCCGGUUGUGGUUUUUGGUGGUCUAAUACAGUUUGAUGCCAUGCCGAUCACUGAUGAAGCGAGUAUGCAGAAGAUGUUUGAAAUUCACCAGCAGACUCAGAUGCGACACCCACAGAUUGAGGUGUACGUUGAUUUUGAAACUGUAGAGGCAAUGGCGGUUCAGAAUGAUAUAGAUAUACAUGAUGAUAGAGCUGCAGUGUACCAAGGAAUGAAUAGUAACAGCGAAUAUGACUUCGAAGCCACUUAUGAGGCCGGCGACGAAGAUGAGGAUGGUAAUGUGGGAGUUGAGGCAGCAGCAGAGAAUGUAGUGGUGGGUCCGUCGAGCAGUCAACCGAUGGACGUUCCACCUUUUAUGCGUGAGUUGGAUCUCGAGGCCAUGCAUGCCCCCGAGUUUCUGGAAUAUACAAACAUAGGCGUUGCCGAUGGUGAGGACGGGGAGUUCCGGAUUGGAAUGGAAUACAGUUCUAGAAAGUCGGUCGUCGCAGCAAUUAGAAGUUUCACUAUUGUUAAAGGAGUUGACUAUGAGGUGUAUGAGUCUGAGCCACAGACGUUAUAUGCAAAAUGCAAGAUGUACGGGCGCAGAUGUGACUGGCUUAUCCGAGCUAGCUUGAUACGGAAAAAAGGUUGUUGGGAGAUACGAAGAUACAACGGUAGCAACGAUGUCACACACCUCAAGAUGGGGAAGCAAGUCGUCGGGGACGAUCAACCCGUCAUACGGCCGCCACUCAAACUGCCACAGUAUUAUUGGUAUAUUAGAACCCUAACAAUAAUGGUUCAAAAAACGGAUUAG